This is a messenger RNA of Penicillium expansum, 813 nucleotides long. RefSeq lists its product as uncharacterized. Lineage: Eukaryota; Fungi; Ascomycota; Eurotiomycetes; Eurotiales; Aspergillaceae. The transcript has 2 exons. The coding region runs from base 1 to 813 and encodes 270 amino acids. The record is from RefSeq and is a predicted model, not a curated record.
AUGGCAGUCUCAGUCACACAUAGCGCUUCCGGCCUCUUACUCGAACCUCUCCCUAAUCUCGACAUUCCCACUCGCCACACUGUGAGCCAUGCGUUGCACCGGAUCAAGUUCGUCGGAACUCUGGGGCAAUGGACCAACUUCAAGACAGAAGUCGCAAACACCUACAACAGCCAGACAUGGAACCCGCACGAAAUAGCGUCCAGGUUGACAGCUAACUUCGUCGCCGGUUCAGUCCACGAAGAGCAAGUUUUCGUGAGUGACGAGCGCGGUGUGCAAGGCAGACUCGAGGGACGAGCAGGAAUAGCUCUAGGAGCUGUCUUCGGGGCCCAGAACCAUGAUCUUAAGCUAGGUGCCUCUAAGGGUGCUUUGCCGCCGUAUCCAGGAUACAAAAAAGCCCCUGACUUUGUGCUUAUGACCUCGGCUCACAAAGCAAAGGUUGUGGGAGAAGUCAAGGUUCCCUGGAUACGCGAGCACAACCUAAGGAAGUUGAUCACUGAGUUUGAGUCUGGGGCUAAGCAAGAUCAUUUCCGGCACGUACUAGGCCAAAUUGCGGAGUACAUGUUCGACUCACGCUUGAAGUAUGGGUUCUUGACUACGUACGAGCACACGGUUUUUCUUCGAAAGGGGGACGUCGGUCGAGCUUGGGGACUGGAGUAUUCUCCGGUGAUUUACCACAGUGACAGAGGAAGUACUUCAGGCAGGACGGUGUCAUUUUGUCAGAGUCUCUACCAUAUUGGAUUAUUAGCCCUCGCGGACUCGAAUUUUGACACUAGCACAGGCAUGCGGAACCAGAAGUGGACGGUUCCCUUAUAA